Hippocampus comes (tiger tail seahorse) is the source of this 2983-nucleotide messenger RNA. It is a transcript of the gene galnt17, whose product is annotated as polypeptide N-acetylgalactosaminyltransferase 17. Gene Ontology annotation, molecular function: polypeptide N-acetylgalactosaminyltransferase activity. Bases 421 to 2247 code for a protein of 608 amino acids. Gene Ontology annotation, cellular component: Golgi apparatus. The transcript has 11 exons. Gene Ontology annotation, biological process: protein O-linked glycosylation. Lineage: Eukaryota; Metazoa; Chordata; Actinopteri; Syngnathiformes; Syngnathidae. The record is from RefSeq and is a predicted model, not a curated record.
ACGUGCAUUAUCUGUGAUUGCGCGUGCACGAGCGUUGCGGUUUGCUCGGCGCGCACGGAAGCUGCUCGCGUGCACGCGCAGUCUCAACAUUACCAUCAUCACCGGCGACGACAGAAGCGAAUUCGAACAUAACCACAAGGAUGUACACGAACAUAAUGUCGGUGGCACCGGUACGGAGUAGAAAACAUCUGCUGUCCGUCUGAGAGCGCUCAUCCGCGGCAUGCCUCGUCGACGCCUCCCCGGUCAAAGACGCCGAACCGUGGAGCCCGACCACGUAGAUUCAUCCAUGAACCCCGAUGGAGCAUCUUCACUAAAAUCACCAUUUAUCAUCUUGUUUCCUUGCUGCAUCCCCACGCUCGCCGUACCGAGUUCUCCUCGUGUUCUGCUAGUGGCCGGAACCCGAACCCGCCCUGGCUGUCCAUGGCUGUACUGAGAAGAUGGAGGCUUCUGCUGGUGCUCAACGUGCUCGCGGUGGCCGGCAUCAUGACGCUGUGGAGCCGCUGUAGCAGCGCGCGCAAGCCAACGGUCCGCGUGGACGCUCCGGAGGGUUGGGACGCUGCGGACGCCGAGCGCAGGAGGCCAGGCCGGGCCAACGGAACCGCCACCGUCAGCCACCAAGUGCUACUCGACAGGCUCAGCUCGUUGGAGGACGUCGUGUACCGACAGUUGAACGGUCUGUCCAAAUCUUUGGGCCUUAUCGAGGGUUUCGGGGGCUGGGGAGCCGGUGGCCUGGCCGCCAGCCUUUCUCCGGGUGAGGUGAGCGAGGCCAAGUACUUGAGGGACAAAUACGGCUACAACGCCUACCUGAGCAACACCAUCUCUCUGGACCGAACCAUACCAGACUACAGACCCGGCAGUUGCAGAAAUGUCAGCCACCUACGAGAUCUCCCCCAGAUGGCCUUGGUCUUCAUCUUCGUCAACGAGGCCCUGUCCGUCAUCCUACGCUCGGUCCACUCGGCUGUCAAUCACACGCCGGCCCACCUGCUCAAAGAAAUAAUCCUGGUGGAUGACCACAGCGACGACGAGCAGCUGAAAGGACCUCUUGAGGACUACGUGAAGAGGCGGUACCCCGGUCUGGUCAAGAUCGUCAGGAACCACAAGAGGGAGGGUCUGAUCCGGGCCAGGAUCGAGGGCUGGAAGGCGGCCAGUGCUGAGGUGACGGGAUUUUUUGAUGCCCACGUGGAGUUCACACCCUUCUGGGCUGAGCCGGUAUUGGCCCGAAUCAAGGAGGACCGCAGGAGGAUUAUACUGCCGUCCAUCGACAACAUCAAGCAUGACACCUUCGAGGUCGAGCGUUACGAGAAUUCAGGUCACGGCUACAGCUGGGAGCUGUGGUGCAUGUACAUCAACCCACCAAAACAGUGGUGGGACGAUGGCGACGUGACGGCGCCGAUCAGGAGUCCCGCCAUGAUUGGCUGCUCCUUCGUGGCCAAUCGUCUCUUCUUUGGCGAACUCGGGCUGCUGGACCCUGGCAUGGACGUCUACGGCGGGGAGAACAUCGAACUGGGCAUCAGGGUGUGGAUGUGCGGAGGCAGCAUGGAGGUGCUGCCGUGCUCCCGCGUGGCUCACAUCGCCCGCGUGAAGAAGCCCUACAACAGCAACAUCGCUUUCUACAUGCGCCGCAAUGCCCUGCGUGUGGCUGAGGUCUGGAUGGACCACUUCAAGUCCAACGUCUACCUGGCCUGGAAUAUCCCCAUGGAGAAUCACGGCAUCGACUUUGGUGACAUCUCUGAGAGGGUGGCGCUCAGGAAGAGUCUGCAGUGUAAGAAUUUCCAGUGGUACCUGGACAACGUUUACCCUGAGAUGAGGACGUAUGGCAACACACUCUACUAUGGUGAGAUGCGCAACUCGAAAGCAAGCCACCUGUGUUUGGACCAGGGUAUGAGGGAGAACCACACGGCCACCCUGCACCCAUGCCAUGGGUGGGGUCCCCAGAUAGGACGUUACACCAAAGAGGGUCAUCUGUACCUGGGCCCACUGGGCAGCACCGGGGAGGACACUCGCUGUGUGGCGGACGAUCCUGCCACCCAAUUCCCGCAACUCCUGGAUUGCGACAAAGACAAGGACGAACACCGCACCAAGUGGAUUUUCACUCAGGGUGAUUCCAUGAUAAACUCGGCCUCGGGCCGCUGCUUGGAGGUGGUGCCCGCCAAAGUGUACUUGGGCCACCAGGUGGUGCUGCAGUCCUGCUCCGGACAGCGGUGGACCAUAAAGAACACCAUGAAGGAUAUUGCAGUGUAUGUUUAGCAGGGUCACUGCGGCUUCACACAUUCAGAUGAUGACUGGGGAUCCGUGGGGACGUCGGGGCCAGGCUCCGGGCCAGUGAUGAUCGCCUCAGAUAUUUAAGUUGGGCAAAUACGCCAGGCGACUUCUACGAGGACAGUGAGCUGGGGAAAACUUGAAACUACACGGCUUAUGAUUUGGAAGCAGGUUUUUGGAGACUAGCAUUCCCUAAACUUUUUGGGGGACUCCGAUGAGUUUCAAGUAUAGACAUAUUUUGACAAACCGCAAUAGGAGUAAUAAUAAUAAUCACAAAUAAAAACUAUUGAUUAAAAAUACAACUUAACAUUUGACUGAAUCUUCAAAAAGCUUGAGGGUCAUCUUGGGGGCUUCUUUUUUUUUUUUUAUGCAGGGUGCUUGGGCUCCAUGCGCCGGAGCACUUUUGAUAGCUUCACUGCCUCAUUUGCAAGCCUCUCGCGACAUAUUAUGCAAAGCGGGUUUGGUGCGUGCCAUUCAAACAGCAAUAAACCCGUCCAGUAUGACUGCCAGUAUUGUUUCAUUGUUUGGCCUGUUCCCAUUUUUUAAAAAGCUCUCCAAACACAUUUGGUUUGUUUUUUUUCUCACGUUGUUGCAAGCUUGGGGACUUACUUUGUUCCGUGUCGCAUGACAAAGAGAAGCAGUGUGACAAACACAGAGGAAGGACCUGAUUUUCAAAAUAAUACUGUUUUCAGACUCUUAUGUUGAAUAAAAUACUUUUUGUUCA